Thermothelomyces thermophilus ATCC 42464 is the source of this 2497-nucleotide messenger RNA. RefSeq lists its product as uncharacterized. The transcript has 8 exons. Lineage: Eukaryota; Fungi; Ascomycota; Sordariomycetes; Sordariales; Chaetomiaceae. Gene Ontology annotation, biological process: methionyl-tRNA aminoacylation. The coding region runs from base 86 to 2125 and encodes 679 amino acids. The record is from RefSeq and is a predicted model, not a curated record. Gene Ontology annotation, molecular function: ATP binding; methionine-tRNA ligase activity. Gene Ontology annotation, cellular component: cytosol; aminoacyl-tRNA synthetase multienzyme complex.
CGACCACCUGAACUUUGAGCCAGACAGGACCCCUCGAUUUCCUUACCACAUAGGAGAACCGGAGAGAGCAGCCUGGCAGUUCAAGAUGGGCACGCGCCGAGAGCCGAUUCUUCCCCAGCCGGGGAAAGAGAAUAUUCUCGUCACCAGCGCUCUGCCCUACGUCAACAACGUGCCGCACUUGGGCAACAUCAUCGGCAGUGUUCUGUCCGCCGACGUCUUCGUCAGGUUUUGCCGCGCGAGGGGUCUCCCAACGAUUUUUGUGUGCGGUUCAGAUGAGUAUGGCACCGCAACAGAGACCAAGGCGCUCUCCGAGGGGGUGGAUCCGGCCACGCUGUGUGCCAAGUAUCACGCCAUCCAUAAGGAGAUCUACGACUGGUUCAGGAUCGACUUUGACGUCUUUGGUCGCACUCCCACGGACGAGCACACCGCGAUCGUCCAGGACAUUUUCUCCCGCCUCUGGAAGAACGGCUUCAUCGAGGAGCGCGAGACCACGCAGGCUUACUGCCCGACUCACUCAUCCUUCCUGGCGGACCGUUACGUCGAGGGCGAGUGCAGCAUCUGCCACGACAAGGGUGCUCGUGGCGACCAGUGCGACGCCUGUGGCAACCUCCUCGACCCCCUCGAGCCGGACAGGGACGCCUCGGGAAACCAGGAGACCAAAGCGACCGGUUGGCUGAUCAACCCGAGGUGCAAGCUCGACGGUACCGCCCCUGAAAGGCGCAAGACUAAGCAUCUCUACCUUCGCCUCGACGCCCUCCAGCCUGAGCUUGAGAAAUGGCUCCAGGCGGUCGAGAAGGGGUGGAGCGCGAAUUGUGUUUCUAUCACCCACUCUUGGCUGGACCAGGGUCUCAAGCCCCGUGGUAUCACAAGAGACCUCAAAUGGGGUGUUCCGAUCCCCGACGGCCUCGAGGGUCUGUCUGACGAGGACUACGCUAAGAAAGUCUUCUAUGUCUGGUUCGAUGCUUGCAUCGGCUACCCCUCGAUUACCAAAACGUACACCGAUGCGGGUAAUCUGGAGGGCAAAAACUGGGAGAAGUGGUGGAAGAAUCCGGAUGAAGUGUCCCUUUACCAGUUCAUGGGGAAGGACAAUGUUCCGUUCCAUACCAUCAUCUUCCCCGCCUCCCAGAUCGGUACGAGGGAGAACUGGACAAAACUCAAGACUCUGUCCACGGCUGAGUACCUCAACUACGAGGGCGGCAAGUUCAGCAAGUCGAAGGGCGUCGGUGUCUUCGGCAAUAACGCUCGUGAGACUGGCAUCGACCCCGACAUCUGGAGAUACUACCUCUUGUCAAGGCGGCCAGAAACCAGCGACUCGGAAUUCAAAUGGGAGGAGUUUGUCGAUGCAAACAACAACGAUUUGCUCAAGAACCUGGGUAAUCUGUGCCAGCGUGUCGUCAAAUUCUGCCAGGCCAAGCUGGAAGGUGUCGUGCCCGAGUACGACCUCUCAAAAUUCCCCGCCCUCCUCCAACACAAACAAGAAGUGAACAAGCUCCUUCAAGACUAUGUCACCGACCUCAAGGCUGUGAAGUUGAGGGCAGGCUUGGCCACUGUCAUGAGUAUCUCUGCGCUUGGCAACAAGCUGCUCCAGGACAACAAGCUCAGCAAUCAGCUCAUUGCCGAGGAGCCCGACCGCUGCCGUGCUGUGAUCGGCCUUGCGCUCAACCACCUCCACCUUCUGGCCCAGGUUCUCUCGCCCUACAUGCCCGAAAAGGCGCAGUCUAUCCUCAGGCAACUUGGGAUCAAGGGGUCCGAUGGGGAGACAGUCCCGGCACGGAUCCCGGACACCUGGGAAGCGGAUGCUCUGAAGCCGGGCCACGCGAUCGGCACGCCCGAGCUAUUGUUUUCCAACAUCCCCGCAGCGAAGAUCGAGGAGUGGCGUGAGGCAUUCGGCGGCGAGGAGCUUCGCAAGCAGAAGCAGAUCGAGGCGGAGAAGGCCGCAGCCAGAAAGGCGGCGAGAGAAAAGGAGAAGGAGAAGAAGAAGCUUAAGAAAGCCGCCCAGGCUGCUCAGGCGGCCGCGGCCCAGGGGGAGACCUCAACAUUGCCUAUCCGCCCUGCUCCGGGUAACCAGGCUUCCGAGUCUGAGACGAAACCAAAUGAACAGGCCGAGGCCACCGACAAGAAUUGAAGCGGGCAGUGGGCGCAACCUCGAGUGAAAUAGGACCUGAGCCGUGAUCGUGGUAGACUAGAAUAGACUAUCAGCAGCGUGCAGUUCUGACUUCCAGGUCACGCUGGCGAGGACUCGGAAACGUGAAGUGUGACCAAACAGUGAUGCUGCAUCAUUCUUGCAAUCAUUGUUUGAUUUUGCUGCAAGGUUGGUUCAGUAUUAGCUCGGGGUUCUACAGCGGCAAGAAGGUUGAUUCAUCGAUUCAUUGACACGGGUAAAACUUGUUAAUGUGUUGGGAGUCCGACCUGUAUAAUAAUAAUUAUCUAAGGUAACUGACCCGGCGACGGAGGAAAAGCACGUAAUUAGACAUCCGGAGUAUAUAAGCCAUUUUCG